Molecule: messenger RNA, 2196 nt
Organism: Corvus hawaiiensis (hawaiian crow)
Lineage: Eukaryota; Metazoa; Chordata; Aves; Passeriformes; Corvidae
Product: integrin alpha-7-like
Biological process (GO): integrin-mediated signaling pathway; cell-matrix adhesion; leukocyte migration
Cellular component (GO): integrin complex; external side of plasma membrane
Molecular function (GO): integrin binding
Source: RefSeq, a predicted model, not a curated record
GACCCCCCACCCCAAUCCCGGUGCCCCCCCAGAGCUGCAGUUCGUGCUGGAGGCGGACGCGGAGCGGCGCCGGCGGGGGCAGGUGCCCCGGGUCACCUUCCUGGCGCGGGGGCCCGCGGACCCCGAGCACCGAAUCUCGGGGACCCUGGAGCUGCCCCGGCAGCGCGAGCGCGGCUGCGUCACCGCCACCUUCCGGCUGCACGACGACAUCCGGGACAAGCUGCGUCCCAUCGAGCUCAGCCUCGCCUACGCCAUCGGGGCCACGCGGGGGUGGCACCGGGGGGCCCCGGGGGCAGCGCUGCCCCCGCUGUCCCCUGCGCUCAGCCCCCGCCAGCCCAGCACGCACCGCGCCGAGGUGCAUUUCCUGCGCCAGGGCUGCGGCGAUGACAAAAUCUGCCAGAGCCACCUGGAGCUGCGGCCGCGCUUCUGCGCCCGCCGGGGCGACAGCGACUUCCAGCCCCUGCCCAGGGACGAGAAUGGCACUGCCACCUUCUCGGUGAGUGACCAGAAGGACGUGGCCCUGGAGGUGCUGGUGACCAACGAGCCCUCGGACCCUUUGGAGCCGCAGAGGGACGGGGGACGAUGCCCACCAGGCCCUGCUGGUGGCCCACCUUCCCCCCGGAGGCUGCCCUACGCUGCCAUGCGCCCCGCCGAGGCCGGGGGGCUCGGGGACAAAGUGCUGUGCUUGGCCAACCAGAACGGCUCCAGGGUGGAGUGCGAGCUGGGGAACCCCCUCAAACGCGGGGCGCAGGUGCGGUUCUUCCUCAUCCUCAGCACCUCGGGCAUCUCCAUCCACACCACGGAGCUGGCGGUGCAGCUGGAGCUGUCCACCACCAGCGAGCAGCCGGGCCUGGAGCCGGUGGUCGCCCGCGCCCGCGUGGUCAUCGAGCUGCCCCUGGCCGUGACGGGCGUGGCCGUGCCCCCCCGGCUGUUUUUUGGGGGCAGGUGGUGGGGGAGAGCGCGGUGAGGACCCGAGAGCCAGGUGGGCAGCGCCGUCCGCUUCGAGGUCACGGUGUCGCAGCGGGGUCCGGUGCUGAAGACCCCCGGCUCGGCCGCGCUGACCGUGCAGUGGCCGCUGGAGCUGCCCAACGGGAAGUGGCUCCUGUACCCCCUGAGCCUGGAGCUGGGCACCCCCCCCGUGCCCUGCAGCCCCCCCGCCAACCCCCUGCGCCUGGCACUGGUGCGGGAACCGGGGGGGGGCCGGGGGAGCCGCCGGGCCGGGGGGGACCCCCCCGAGGAGCCCCCGCCCCGCUCGUGGUGGGUGCCCGCGGGGAGGAAGAGGAGGAACGUGACCCUGGACUGUGCCCAGGCCACGGCGCGCUGCCGCCCGUUCCGGUGCCCGCUGCCCACCCUGGAGCGCUCGGAGCUGCGGGCGCGGGGCCGCCUCUGGAACGGGACCUUCCUGGAGGAGUUCCUGGAUGUGGAGAACCUGGAGCUGAUCGUGCGCGCCGCCGUCUCGGUCACCUCCCCCCGCGGCAAUGUCGUCAUCAAGGACGCGGUGGCGCAGAUGUCCGUGUCCCUGCACCUGGACCCGGGCGUGGCCGUCACCGGGGUCCCCUGGUGGGUGCUGCCGCUGGCGGCGCUCCUGGGGCUGCUGCUGCUGGCCCUGCUCGUGCUGGGGCUCUGGAAGCUGGGGUUCUUCCGGCGGGCGCGGGCGCCGCCCCCGGCCGUGCCGCAGUUCCGGGCCGUGCGGAUCCCACGGGAGCAGCGGCCGCACGUCCACGAGGGCCGGACCGGGACCAUCCAGCGGCGGGAAUGGGCGGCCAGCCCCGGCGGGAAAGGGGACGGGGACAGGGACGGGGACGGGCCUCGGACACCCGGAUCCGCCUGAGGGACCCCCGGGCCGUGGGGUGGACACGGGGUGGACACGGGAUGGGGAUGGACAUGGGAUGGAGUCGGGAUGUGGGAUAACGGACACGGGACAUGGACACGGGCCACGGACAGGGGCACAGGACAGGACACAGGACCCGGACACUGGGACAGGCCCAGGGAAGGCCCCACGGAGGCCCCACAAUGUCCUGGAGCUCCCGGGAUGGGCAGUGGCCGGACAGAGCCAUCGGCCUGGGGUCACUCGGGUCCUGGGGGUCACUUCAAUCCCGGGGGUCACUUGGGUCUCAGGGGUCACUUGGGUCCCAGGGGUCACUUGGGUCCUGGGGGUCACUUUUUGUCCCCAAUAAAAAGCGCUGACCCCACACA